AAAGCCUGAUGGAUGGUAUAAAAUGACUGAUGAUGAAUUACAGUCAGUAUUCCAAGUUGCUAUUGGUCCAUUGUUUUCUAACAACAACCGAUCACUGAGUGAAAUUUUUAAUAUAACAAGUGAUAGCGUAAUACCAUUAUUUGGCUUCAGUAAAUAUCAAUUAGGUAUUCAAAAUGGAAAAUUUAAUCCAAAUAUUAAUGCAGUGGUUUCGAAAUUGACAGAUGAAGAAAUGAAGGAAAGUGAAUGCGAUAGUUUUAUUGGUUCAAACAAAUUACUUCAAGAUACACUACUAGCAACAACAGAUAUAAGUAAUUGUGCUGAAGUUAAUUUCGAUGGAAAAACGUUUUUCAGUCAAAUAAAACAUUUAAGUGUGAACGGCGUGAAUUUUACACAAGUUCAAUUUAUUCGACGUUCAAAACAUAAUUAUUCCUUCACAUUCACAAUGGGUUAUGACGAUGAAAUUAGCAAAUCUGAACUUGACAAUACUAUGAAUACAUUGAAACUUUCAGACGAAUGA
Adineta steineri is the source of this 517-nucleotide messenger RNA. Lineage: Eukaryota; Metazoa; Rotifera; Eurotatoria; Adinetida; Adinetidae. The record is from the annotation of a GenBank genome assembly.